Messenger RNA from Coprinopsis cinerea okayama7#130, 1770 nucleotides. RefSeq lists its product as hypothetical. Gene Ontology annotation, molecular function: protein binding. The coding region runs from base 1 to 1770 and encodes 589 amino acids. The record is from RefSeq and is a predicted model, not a curated record. Lineage: Eukaryota; Fungi; Basidiomycota; Agaricomycetes; Agaricales; Psathyrellaceae. The transcript is spliced from 3 exons.
AUGGCUUCUAAGGAACCGGAAUCACAAUCUGUGUCCGACGUGGCAGAAGAACGGGAACAGAAAGCCCAGCGCGCAGCUCGACGCGACUUUAUUGACUCGCGCAUUGCGGAGCUCCAAGAAGAGAUUAGAAAAUGGAGGAGCGACAGAAACGAGCUGUCUCCAAUAUCUCGGUUGCCACCGGAGGUGCUCAGUCGCGUCUUCAUUCACCACCAGCAACAUCGUACAUCGUCACACGUGAAGGCCUUUGACUGGACCAAGGUCGCACAUGUUUCACGGUAUUGGCGGGAUACAGCGCUGGGCUGCCCGGAGCUUUGGUCCAAUAUCACCACCUCCAACUCCCACUGGGCCCAGGCUAUGUUUGAGCGCUCCAAGCAGGCCCCAAUCUCCCUCUCAUUCUGGGCGUACUGGGACACGAAACCCCAACUUGCCGAGAUGAUCAAAAGCGCAUUCUCGCAACCACACCGUCUGAAGGACCUCAAAAUCACCGGUCACAACGAUUUCGUUCACCAACGACUCGAGGAGCUUUCUCCCUCGACACCCAUUCUCCGGAGCCUGGUGCUCGAAUGCGGCCCUGGCUAUGGCCAGUCGAGGAUCCCGGAUAACCUUCUGGGAGGCCAGGCGCCAAUGCUUCGGGACUUGCAUUGGACCGGAUACCAGUUUUCCUGGUCUACCAUCUCGUCCAUAUCCUCCAGCCUCACAUCGCUCAAGUUGAGCAAUUCGAUACCCAGGACAUCCGACAAUGCUCCAAGUCCGGAAGCCUUCUUUGGAGGGUUCCAGUCUAUGAAGAACCUACGCGAACUGGAUCUGGAUCUCAACCUUCCAAUUCAUCCCCUCUCAACGUUCCUCAUCAUCCCACUCCCGCAACUCGAAUCUCUCACAAUACGCGGAAGUUUCCGUGAAUGUGGGACUGUUAUGAAACAUUUUGCCCUUCCUCCUGCUCUCUCCGCCAAGUUCUAUAUAUUCAACAGUCCGGAUGACACCGAAGGCGACGUAAUGGCAUUUGGGAACUCGAUAUCAUCAUCUUGGCUUGCCGGGCCCCUCUCCAAUUCUUCCUACGGCUCGUCGUGCAGACUCGAAUGCAUCUCCGUCAAUAGCGACCUCUACCGUGCAAUCAUCGAGGCAAAUAACGCCCCUGAAAUGAUGGAACUCGUUGACCGGACUCGGGAUCAUCCAACCCUGUACUUGAGACUUGACAAAAACACAUUCCUCCCUGAGCUCCUCGCCGCACUCCCCUUGAACGACGUCCUCGCCCUCAACCUGAACUCCAGCUGCUCCUCCCACGAACUGAUGCCUUUAUCCCGCUUACCAUCCCUUCACACGAUUUACGCCGAGCGAUACGCCGCCGAAGAUUUUGUCUUUUACGCCAAAGCUGAUCCUGCUCUUGAUAUGACAACGCCCGACUCGACGAGUGAACCAAGAAGUGGAUCUCUGACUCGCUUUGCAUCGGUCAAACGACUCGUAUUCGAAUCCGCCGACUUUGAAGGCAUCGACAUGGAUGUGUUUUUGGACUGGUUGAUGAUGCGGUACGAGUUGGGAGGAGAGAUCGAGUCGUUGGAACUGAACGGUUGUGUGAGGCUGUAUGGGGAGGACGUGGAUAGGAUCGAGGAGGUUGUAGUGGACGUCGACUGGGAUGGGGACGAGAUCGAGUGCUAUUCGGACGAAGAGGAUGAUGAGGAUGACGGCGACUAUCAUGAUGGCUGCGGCAUGCCGGGAUGCACCCCAUCGUCGACUGCCUUCGAGUCGAAAGAGAGAAGGGAAUUGGAUGGAUAG